UUUACAUAUUUGGCAAAUUGCCAUGGACUUCCGGUUUCAGAUAAAGACACACGCGGAUCUAUCGGGAAAAAAACGCGAAUAAUCUUAAAAAUAACUUGAAAAGAAAGACUUAAUAAGUAAAUUUACAUUCUCUGUUUUUAAAAUGUCCAAUAACGGUGCUCCGGACUCUUGGGAAAGCCAAGCUGAUGUUAUAAGUGAACAAGGUGCGAAAGAUUCGGACGAUGUGUCUGCAAAAUUUUCCACGUUGAACGUUAAUGCCACGGAGUUCGUGCCUUCUUUUUGUAAGCCUUCCAAGGCUUCUGAUGAUUCGGAAUCCCCCACUACUCCACAAAAAUCAGAAAGUGGAUCAACAAAAUCUGUGGGGAGCCCUGUCUUGAAUGGUUGCGGUGAUGGGGGUGCUGAAAGUGGUGAUGGUGCAUCUGCUUCACCACGGGUGGAGGAACCGCCUCCUGUACCUCCUGCUGCUGGUAGCCCUGCUGUAGGAUCGCCAGCAUCUGGAACUCCUGGCUCUGGCACACCAGUUGAUGGUUCUGCUGCAGGCACACCUGAUGGAGCCAGUGGCUCAGCUGCUCCCACAGCUACACUACCUGUACCAACUGAUGUCUCUCCCACUGCUGACAGCUGGGAAGCUGAAGCAGAUGAUGCUUUGCUUACUCCUGAAGAAAAUAAUGAACCUGAGGAUGAAGAAACAGAACAGCCGGAGGAUGGUGAAGCAGCAAAGAAAAUUCCUAAGAAGAAGCCGCCUCGUGUUGAAGACACUUGCAGCAAGAAAGAACAUGUAAAUGUUGUAUUCAUAGGACAUGUAGAUGCUGGUAAGUCUACAAUAGGUGGUCAAAUUAUGUCACUCACUGGUAUGGUGGACAAAAGGACACUCGAAAAGUACGAAAGAGAGGCGCGUGAGAAAUCUAGGGAAUCUUGGUACUUAUCAUGGGCACUAGAUACCAAUCAAGAAGAACGUGACAAAGGCAAGACUGUUGAAGUUGGUAGAGCAUACUUUGAGACUGACAAGAAGCAUUUCACAAUUCUUGAUGCACCUGGCCAUAAGAGUUUUGUACCAAAUAUGAUUGGUGGCGCUGCUCAAGCUGACCUUGCCGUCCUGGUGAUCUCUGCACGUAAGGGAGAAUUCGAAACAGGUUUCGACAGAGGAGGCCAAACUCGGGAGCAUGCUAUGUUGGCUAAAACUGCAGGUGUUAAACACUUAGUUGCACUUGUUAACAAGAUGGAUGACCCAACUGUAAACUGGGAUGAAAAAAGAUACAAUGAAUGCCGAGACAAAAUCAUGCCUUACCUUAAGAAGUUAGGUUUCAAUCCAGCAAAGGAUUUGUCAUUCCUUCCUGUCUCUGGACAAACAGGACAAGGUUUACUUCAAAGAGUAUCUGAAGAAAUCUGUCCAUGGUACCGUGGGCCAUCCUUCAUACAGCUCAUUGAUGAACUUCCAUCUCUGAAUCGCAAAAUGGAUGGACCAUUCAUAAUGCCUGUUGUUGAUAAAUACAAAGAUAUGGGUACUGUGCUCAUGGGAAAAGUAGAAGCUGGAGUUACUCGUAAAGGAGCUGCUUUGUUCCUUAUGCCUAAUAGGGUACAAGUUACUGUAGACCAGCUAUGGUCUGACGACAUCGAAGUAACUUCUAUUGGUCCUGGCGAAAACGUCAAAGUUAAGCUUAAAGGUAUUGAGGAAGAAGAUGUCUCCCCUGGCUUUGUCCUUUGUGACACAGCUGAACCUAUCACUACUGGAAGGGUGUUCGACGCUCAAGUCGUGAUCCUUGAACACAAAUCUAUUAUUUGUGCGGGAUACUCUGCGGUGAUGCAUAUACAUUGCGCCGCUGAAGAAAUUACAGUUAAGGCACUCAUUUGUUUGGUGGAUAAAAAGACUGGUGAAAAGUCAAAGACGCGGCCGCGCUUUGUAAAGCAAGAUCAAGUAGCUAUCAUGAGGAUAGAGUGUGCGGGAAUUAUUUGUCUAGAACCCUUCAAAAAAUUCGCUCAGAUGGGCAGAUUCACAUUAAGAGACGAGAAUAAAACAAUUGCGAUUGGAAAAGUCCUGAAGGUGAUUGAGUAAUUUGGCACUACAAUUUGUAAUUUAGCUAGGAUAGGCCUUUCCAAAACCUAUAUCAACAGAGAAUGCAUGAAAUAUGUUAUCCUGAAUUUUGGGAUCUGUAUCCUGUGAGAGCUCGAGUGUUUUGCUUCAACAUGAUUCACUAAAUAAUUUCCCAUUUCUCAAUAUCAUAGAACAGCUAGGCUUUAUAUAAGCAUAAAUACAGUCACAGCCACAAAGCUAAACAUUUAUACUAAAUUCCUCACGAUGCUCUUACCUGUUAAAUACAUCUUAUCAUUCAAGUGAAUUUUGCUUUAAUGUUUAAGCUCUAAUCUAUAUAUAUGUACAACAUAUUGGUUGCGACCAAUGUACAAGUUGCAUUAAUCUUUUAGUAGUUGUACUAGAAUUUUCUAGCUACUAAUAUUAGUCUUCAAUUUGCCAUAUUUUAGGAGUUAUUGUUUUGGUUGCAAAUACUUACUAUGCAUUUUGACUAGGUUUUUAACUUCCUACCACAACUAUUGUGAUCCCCACGUACACACAUUCCCGUCGAGCAUCGCGUAGAAUUUUAGUAUUUAAACACUUGAACAACAUAUUUGUAACUAAUUACUAAAUGUUAUAUAAUUUUGUCUAUGGAAAAGCCGCAAUUAUUUUACUGUAACACUUAUAUUAUCAAAAAGAGCGAUGUAGUUUUCGAUGGAAAAGGCUCUCGUGUAAAUUGUUAAAUUGAUCAUCCACUUAGCGUUGGUAAAAGGGGUAUUCGAUAUUUAGUUUAUAAACACUAACUUAAUUUAUUACUCAUGCAAUUUUUCUACCACUUAACAUGCGCUAAGUUUGCUUGUGAUGUGAUGAUCACUCUAACAUGUUUACCCUAUAAUUGAUUAUAUUUUCACAUUAUGGAUGUAAUGGUUAUUAUAUAAUACUGUUUCCUAUUUUAAAACAAAAUUAUGUUUUAUUUUUUAAUAGUUUGCUAUAAAAUACAAAACAUUGUUUAUACUAUUCUCGUUUCAGUUUCAUCUGAACGUUUUAUUUGUGUAUAACAUUAGUUUGACUCAGUAUCUGUUUAAAUGUUACUUAUUAUAAUCUGCAAUAUUUUAUCUAAUUAUGAAAGUAGAUUAUAAUUUAUUGCCUUGUAGUCAAUACAAAGACGAAACGUGUAAAAUUCGUCGAGAGUGACAACUGUAUAAUAUUAUUGCAACGAAAAGUACCAUUCUAUCUUCCAUUGGGAUACGGUUGAUUGUAAACACAAUAUAGACAACAUUAUAUAUUUUAGAAAAGAUGAUAUUCGACGUCUCUUAAAUAUAAUAAAUAUAACUAUAUGAAAUACACUUUGUCCGCAAUUACUCAACUGUAAAAGUAUUAAUGUAGAAACAUAAUGAGAGUACUUAUGGAACGAUAUGUAAAGGGGUUUGCUUUACUAAUAUUAUUUUUCACAAUGUCGGCCCAAAUUCCCAAUCGUUAUGAUAAUGUAUAUUAUGAAUUUAUAAAUUGUCAGCUUUUUUAAUAUAAUCAGAUUUACAUUUAAGGGCGUUUGUAUAAUGUCAUAUUUUGUGUAUAUCAGGACAAGAUGUGAGGCCCACGUAGUCCCCCGAGCCAGUUAUCUCGUGCUUUUGUUUUGGUCGAUAUGCUUUAGUAGAGGGAAGUAGGGCGCACAGAGGUCGCGGGCUGACCCGGCGCGCUGCCCGCCAGCGUCGUAGUGCCUUUGAGUUGCUGCGGGGGGCCGCGUGAGCCUCGCGCGCGCCGCGACACCGACCGAGCACUGGCAGGCUGCGACUAUAUUAUUUUGUUUAAAAAUAAAAUUUUAUUAAUA
Messenger RNA from Spodoptera exigua (beet armyworm), 3836 nucleotides. The record is from the annotation of a GenBank genome assembly. NCBI's taxonomy places the organism in Eukaryota, Metazoa, Arthropoda, Insecta, Lepidoptera, Noctuidae.